Silurus meridionalis is the source of this 1384-nucleotide messenger RNA. RefSeq lists its product as uncharacterized. Gene Ontology annotation, molecular function: ATP:ADP antiporter activity. NCBI's taxonomy places the organism in Eukaryota, Metazoa, Chordata, Actinopteri, Siluriformes, Siluridae. Gene Ontology annotation, cellular component: mitochondrial inner membrane. The record is from RefSeq and is a predicted model, not a curated record. Gene Ontology annotation, biological process: mitochondrial ATP transmembrane transport; mitochondrial ADP transmembrane transport.
CGAGCGGCCGAGAAGAUCAGAUCUUAGGGUGGGGAAGAAGGACGGACAGAAGGGGAAUAAAAAAAAAAAAAAGAAAGACAAAAGGAAUAACUAAAUAAACGAAAAAGAUGAGUGAGACCGCCAUUUCGUUCGCCAAGGAUUUCUUGGCCGGAGGAAUUGCCGCCGCUAUCUCCAAGACAGCCGUCGCUCCCAUCGAGAGAGUCAAGCUUCUCCUUCAGGUCCAACAUGCCAGCAAGCAGAUCACAGUUGACAAGCAGUACAAGGGCAUCAUGGACUGCGUGGUGCGAAUCCCCAAGGAGCAGGGCUUUGUGUCGUUCUGGAGAGGCAACCUGGCCAACGUGAUCCGCUACUUCCCUACGCAGGCCCUCAACUUCGCCUUCAAGGACAAGUACAAGAAGGUCUUCCUUGACGGUGUGGACAAGCGCAAGCAGUUCUGGCGCUACUUCGCUGGUAACCUGGCGUCCGGGGGUGCCGCCGGAGCCACCUCGCUCUGCUUCGUCUACCCUCUCGACUUCGCCCGAACGCGUCUGGCCGCUGACGUGGGAACCGGCGCCGAGAGAGAGUUCUCCGGCCUGGGGAACUGCCUGGUGAAGGUCUUCAAGUCAGACGGGCUGAAGGGGCUGUACCAGGGCUUCAAUGUGUCCGUGCAAGGGAUCAUCAUCUACAGAGCAGCUUAUUUCGGCAUCUACGACACGGCAAAGGGUAUGAUGCCCGACCCGAAGAACACCCACAUCGUGGUGAGCUGGAUGAUCGCUCAGACUGUAACCGCUGUCGCCGGUCUCACUUCCUACCCCUUCGACACGGUCAGGCGUCGCAUGAUGAUGCAGUCCGGUCGCAAAGGAGCCGACAUCAUGUACACCGGCACCAUUGACUGCUGGAAGAAGAUCGCACGAGAUGAAGGCUCAAAGGCCUUUUUCAAGGGCGCAUGGUCCAACGUUCUCCGUGGCAUGGGUGGUGCCUUCGUCCUUGUCCUGUACGAUGAGCUCAAAAAGGUCAUCUAAAUGCCCCCUUUCUCACCAGUCACCGUAUUUUCUUUUUUAUAUAUAAUAACAAAGUCUGCCGACAAAAAGAGGGAAAAAUAGGAAAAAUUUAAACGGUUAAAACACGUAACGUUGAAGAAGAAUGAUAAGAAAACAACCCUGACUCUUCUGCCCAAUUAGUACUGCUGCUGGUUCUGAUUAAUACAGAGAUGGUGUUUAUUUAAACUGUGUGUGUGCGCGCGAGUGUGUGUGAGCCAUUCUCUUAGUCGGUUUAUCGUUAUCCCCCCCUCCCCGGUCCUAACCAACUCGUCCUCAUUCCUACAUGUGAGAGAGUCCUGAAUUUGUUCUUCACUCCGUCAGUUUUUAAAUCACAGCUUGAAUAAAUUCAACCUACUGAAAAAAAA